Neocloeon triangulifer is the source of this 2444-nucleotide messenger RNA. RefSeq lists its product as uncharacterized. Gene Ontology annotation, molecular function: serine-type endopeptidase activity. Lineage: Eukaryota; Metazoa; Arthropoda; Insecta; Ephemeroptera; Baetidae. The transcript is spliced from 13 exons. The coding region runs from base 316 to 2142 and encodes 608 amino acids. The record is from RefSeq and is a predicted model, not a curated record. Gene Ontology annotation, biological process: proteolysis.
AUAAGACGAUAUAUUUUUAUCCUGAAAACAAGGAUUUUUUUAAAGAUUUUGAAUCUCCUCUAAUUAUUUAAAUUGUAUUUACCUGGCCUGGAAACAACGUUGACGAAGCAGCAAACUCAUUCCCCAAAAAAGAUAUUAAGCAAAUCUUUGGGAAUAUUUUCAUUAAAAUUAUACAUGAGAAUUGAUUUUGUAAAUUAUCAAAAGGGUCAGUUCACAAUUCAAGCAAAAAAUUUAUUUCUUCGUGACCAUGGGUAGCGCGAAUUUCUUAUCAAUUGAUGGCCGACAUAAAAGAAAGUUUAGUGGGUUGAGAAGGUCAUGACAACAUUCGCUCUUCGAUCACUUCUCACUUGUGACUUAAUUGAGCUCCUGCAAAAUCAUUCUCAAAAAAAAUCGCAAAAGCCAAGGUUGAAAAUGGAGAUUGGAACUUCUUGGAUUUGGAUUUUCGUCAUCUGCGCUUUUUCGCUUGCCCCUGCCCAGACUCGGCCAGCAGGGAAAUUAACUUCAUUGACUGUUGGAAUUACGGCAAAAAUCUAUCAAUUUUUGAAGAGCCAGAAUUUCCACGACUGCGGCCGCUGGAACCAAAGUGGAAUCGCCCCUUGGCUUGUCUACCUCACAACGGAUGGUUUUUUUGAACGUGGUGUUCUUUUAUCGGACCAAACAGUAAUUCAUGGAAAUGAGAGGAUCUUGACCGUGCAUAAAGAAGGGAAAGAAAUUAAAAUCUACGCGGGCAAAUGUGGAGACGAAAAUGAUGAACAAAAAUGCUACAAAGGACGAGGCUUAUUGCAAAACAAAAAGGUUUUGAAGUUGAAGAAGGUGGACUUGAAGCACGGCAGAUUUCUUUCCGCGCCGAUCUUUGUUUCCCAAAUUGAAAAGGUGGAUUUGACGCCCGCGAGUGUGCAGCCCGUGUGUUUGUGGAACCGAGACAACCGAAAUGACCAACACGAAAUUUUUUUUUCAUCCGACCAUAGGAAUGAAGAGCUGAGAAAAGUAGAUUUCCUACCUGAGCAAAGAUGUUACCUUCAUGAAGAGAUCGAGAAAUGGAGAUGUGACCUUUACAGUAAUUCAAUCUGCACAUCAGGUUCAUCCGAUUUAGAAUAUUUGGUAAUUGAGAGGUCUAGUCAAUUUUAUCUACGCGCUCUUCUGGUCGAAUCUACAAAUACCACUUGUGCGUGGCUGGACUUGUUGCCGUGGACAAAUGGAAUCACUUGGGCAUCCGUCGAUUUGGCCGGGAUGCCCAAAAUCCCCAAACCGAAAACUAAGAAAGACUUUGGUCCGGACCAGAGUUUUGCUGAUUGUGGACGCCGACCGGGCCGAGUGAAAAGAGAAGCCGACGAGCCGCUUCCGUUGAUCACCAUUGGCGUGGAUGCGGUCAGAGGUCAACACCCUUGGCACGGCAGCCUCACCAUUCACACGGAAACAGGACCUUUGGAAGAAUCUUGCGGCGCGACCCUCAUUUCCAAAAAGGUCCUCGUCACAGCGGCGCAUUGUCUUUUCUGGAAGGCGAAAAAAUUGGAGGGCAGAUACGUGGACGUGACGCUCGGAAUGUACAACCGAUCGAAUGAGAAAGAGACUCGGCGACAGACGUUGACGGCUUCGAGUCUGUUGGUUCACCCUGGCUUCGAUGACAGCAGGGGUGACCUGAAAGAUGACAUCGGCUUGAUCAUUUUGAACGGCGAGGUCACCUUAACAAAUUUCGUGCGGCCCAUUUGCCUGUGGAACGACGACUACGAUUUGAACAAAAUCGCCAACAAAAUUUUCACGGUGGUCGGCUGGGGUCUGACGUACCAACACACACAGCCCGAUGUCCUUCAAAAGGCCGACAUUACCGUCGUUUCAUACCAACAGUGCUUCGACAGCAACAAGCGCUUCUUUUCCCGCAACAUGCGUCCGAGGGAAAACUUCUGCGCCGGAAUUCCUCAAAACGAGAUAAACGCGUGCUCGGGCGAUAGCGGCGGAGGAUUGACCUUUUACGACCGUGAGGUCAGCAGACGGCACGUUUUGCGCGGCGUCGUCAGCAUGGGUUUGAUGAGGAAAUUGAGCGAGGAUUUCCGAACCUGCAACCCCAAGUUCUACGCCCUCUACACCGACGUCACCAAUUACAUGGAUUGGAUCGUCGAAAACACCCCCGACAUAAAUCCUUAGAUUUUUAUAUAAAACGGAAAAUUCUAGUAAUCAUGCCGUGCGGCAUUUUUUUUCUAGAGAAUCACCACAUCAAAUGAAAUUAUUUAAUAAAUUGUGGAGGUUUAUUGCAUAAGUUAAAUACACAAGUUUGUGCGCGUUUGUUUUGAAUUUCACAAGAGGGAGCCUUCCUCGGAGGCGUGCAGCAUUUCGCUGAAGAGACUCGUGGGUCUCGAGAGCAGCUCGGUGGGCGACGCGUCCUCGACCACUUUGCCGCCGGACAGGACGACCACCCUGUCGCACUUGAGCAGCGUCACCAGCCGGUG